AAAAACCAAGCAACACAGAGAAAUUAUAGGCCUCAUUAAGAUUUUGCAAAAACCAACAAUUUUUCUUUUUUUUUUUCUUUCUUUUUACGUUUUUCUUCAAUUGAAACACAAAGAACAAACAAACUCUGUUUCUAAAGCUUUCAUCGAGCUGGCAAUUCUGUUCUGUUCACGGCAGAACUUGCGCAGUUCGAACAUUAUUCCAAUGUCGGAACCAAAAACAUCCUCUGUUAUCAUUGUUCUUUCUCAAAACCCAGUUUUAUUAAUUUUCUUUACUUAACAAAAAAAAUAAAAUAAAAUCACUUUCUCUUUCUUUCUCAUAAUUUUCUCAAUUUUCUCGAUUUUCUCGCAAUCCAUUGCGAGAAAAAUUGAUAUGGCUGAAAAACACCACAAAAACAAAAAAAAAAAUUUACCAAUUUCAACUUCAAAUCUCAAUGAUCCCAAGAAACAAUUAAACAAGGAAAAUCAUGACAAAGAUUUAGAAUCACUGCCGGAGCCCGAUCCUCCGACAACUUUACCGGCAGUCUCCUCGCCGGACCCCACACCGGCGCUGCCUCGGCCAAAGUCUCCUCUGCCACCUAAAGUAUUACCGCCGUUAGAAUCACCUUCAGAACCACCACCAACACCGUCACCACCACCAUCACCACCACCAUCAUCAUCACCACCACCUCCAGAACCUUCACCACCACCUCCAGAACCUUCACCGCCACCUCCAGAACCUUCUCAUCCACCUCCGUCACUAUCCCCACCGCCACCACAAUUAUCACCUCCGACAGUGCACAAUGCAAACUCCUCAAUAUCUCCUCCUCGUUCAUCACAUAAACAACCACCUCCCUCGCCUCCUGAGAGGCCAUCUUCAUCAUCUUCUUCGUCUUCUACACCGUCUAAUGAUUCGCCACAUAAAGCUAUGCAUGAAAAAUCAAGAGACUCUCAUUCGCCUGCAUCCUCGCCUGUCGAAAUAGUUGGUUAUACCCUGGCCGGAGUUUUGGUUGUCUCCUUAGUUGUCUUCGCCGUUUUUCUCACUUUUAGGAAGAAGAAAACGAAAGGAGAUGCUUAUGGUGGAGCCUUUAUGCCACCUCCUGGAACUAACUUUCAGGUUAAAUCAGGUGCUGAUGGGCUUUACUAUGUACAGCAACCUUCCUUUAGAAAUAACUAUGCCAAAGGGAACGCUGGAGCAAACAGCAAGAAGCAUUUACGACGAGGUUCUAUGGAAUCUGUACAGCCCCUGAGUGCUCAAGUAGUUUUUAGUUAUGACAUGGUAAAAGAAAUAACCAAUGCGUUUUCUAGUCAGAAUGUGAUAGGGGAAGGGGGAUUUGGGUGUGUUUACAAGGGUCGGCUUAUGGAUGGAAAAGAUGUGGCAGUCAAGCAACUUAAAGUUGGUAGUGGGCAGGGAGAUAGGGAAUUCAGGGCGGAAGUGGAGAUUAUUAGCCGUGUUCAUCAUCGACAUUUGGUAUCGUUGGUUGGUUAUUGCAUUUCUGAGCAGCAAAGAAUGCUUAUAUAUGAGUUCGUUCCUAAUGGAAAUCUUCAUCAUCACUUGCAUGGAAGUGGAGUGCCAGUGUUGGAUUGGGCCAAGAGGCUGAAGAUAGCUAUUGGUGCUGCAAAGGGUCUGGCGUAUCUGCAUGAGGACUGCAGCCAAAAGAUUAUUCACAGAGAUAUUAAAUCACCCAACAUACUUCUGGAUGAUGCUUUUGAGGCACAGGUUGCAGACUUUGGGCUUGCAAGGCUAACAGAUGCUGCCAAUACCCAUGUAUCAACAAGGGUUAUGGGUACCUUUGGGUACAUGGCUCCUGAAUAUGCAACAAGUGGAAAAUUAACAGAUAAAUCAGAUGUUUUCUCAUUUGGGGUUGUCCUCCUCGAGCUUGUAACCGGAAGGAAACCGAUUGAUGAAAACCAGCCUUUAGGAGACGAGAGUUUGGUUGAGUGGGCUCGUCCACUACUGAUCCACGCCUUUAUGACACGCGAGUUUGGUGAACUAGUAGAUCCGAGACUAGAAAAUAACUACGUAGAGAGUGAAAUGUUCGGAAUGAUAGAAGCAGCCGCAGCUUGUGUUCGCCACUCAGCUCCUAAACGGCCUCGUAUGUCUCAGGUGGUAAGAGCUUUAGACAGUGGAGACGACAUAUCUGAUUUAUCAAACGGGGUGACAUACGGUCAGAGCACUGUCUAUGAUUCUGGCCAGUACGACAAAGAGAUCAUGCUAUUCAGGAGAAUGGCCAAUGAAAGCUACGGUGAUUCUGAUCUUGAUAAAAACAGCGGAGAAUCCAAUCCUUCGAAAGAGAAUUUGAGAUCACAGCAUUCAUGGAUGCACAGUACUUCGAGUACCGAGUCAGAAUCAAGAGCUUUCAAUAAGCAUAAAGUCAGUCAUGAAUGAUCACAAAAAGCACAUAAUUUGACAGUGAACAAAUAGGCACGAUGGAAUUGAAGUAUUGAUCAAUUUAGAAGAAUUCACCUAUUAGGGGAGUUGAAGUUGCUGGAUCAUCAUCACACAGGAUGAUUUUGGUUUUUCAGGGAGUAAGGCUUUAAUCUAUAAUCAAUCUUCUGUAUAAAAAAGCAUUACUUGAAAACUCUUUUCUCCCUCCAAUUUUUGGCAGCUUGUAAAAAGAUAAGUUUUGUUGAGGUUACUUCUUAACCAUUGUUAAUAGAUAUCUCUUGCAGAUGUUGAAUUCAGAAGAUUUGAAUUUCUUA
Vicia villosa (hairy vetch) is the source of this 2679-nucleotide messenger RNA. RefSeq names its product proline-rich receptor-like protein kinase PERK13. Bases 371 to 2365 code for a protein of 664 amino acids. Gene Ontology annotation, biological process: protein phosphorylation. The transcript is spliced from 6 exons. NCBI's taxonomy places the organism in Eukaryota, Viridiplantae, Streptophyta, Magnoliopsida, Fabales, Fabaceae. Gene Ontology annotation, molecular function: protein kinase activity; ATP binding. The record is from RefSeq and is a predicted model, not a curated record.